AACCUUAAACCAUCAAACCAGCUGAUGGUUAUUGGAAUUCUGAUUUUUUUAUAUACUUUCUAUUUUUUUCUCUGAUGUUCCUUUUAUUAUAUAACCUAAACCAACCAAGCACGGACGAGACGAGAACGAGACUUGGACCAGAGGAGCGCGUGGUUUUCUGAUCUCAGGUGGGAUUCUCUCCGAUCGGUGAAUUUUGGGCACCUCGUAGAUGUCGCGGAGAAAUAAGCCUCGUCCUCCCUUUGGCUCUGUAGUUGUCGGUGAUCCUUUUGUGAUUUACCCUGAAAUCACGUUACCUGAUCCGAAAUCUAUCUCUAUAGACUCGGAGUUAGUUUUGAGCUACCUUAAUUUCAAUAAGUUUUGGAGGAACUCGACCUAUCACCUAGGCGAUGGUGUUCCUAAGACAGAGGUUGAGAGUUUAGACAUUGAGAGGUAUUAUUCAGACACGUUGAAGCCCAAAAAGAGCAAGUCUUCUUCUUUCUAUGAUUACCUUAUUCUUAGACCUGAUAACUUUCCUAAAGAACUUCUCGGAGACACUCCAAGAAAACGGCUUGUCAAGAGAGCUAAGUGGAGGCAAGAUCUGCAGAAAUUGGAUGUUUUAGAAGAGCUUGAAGCUCGGUAUCUUAAGGCUCAGGGAGAGGAAGUGAAAGAAGAAGAUCUUAAGGCUCAGGGCGAGGAAGAGAAAGAAGAAGAUGAUGAUGAUGAUGAAGAAGAGGAGGAAUCACAAGGUGAAGAAGAAUCUGAUCAUGGAGAUUACGAUCAUAAUCAAGACUUUGAUGAUGAUAAUGAAGACGAUUAUAAUCAGGCGGAUGGUAAAAACUCUUCCAAGGAUGAUAAUUGGUUUUACUAGUUUUGCGUUUAUGAUGAUUUACUUGAAAAACU
Molecule: messenger RNA, 879 nt
Organism: Camelina sativa (false flax)
Lineage: Eukaryota; Viridiplantae; Streptophyta; Magnoliopsida; Brassicales; Brassicaceae
Biological process (GO): transcription by RNA polymerase III
Cellular component (GO): RNA polymerase III complex
Source: RefSeq, a predicted model, not a curated record